Molecule: messenger RNA, 1712 nt
Organism: Cuscuta campestris
Lineage: Eukaryota; Viridiplantae; Streptophyta; Magnoliopsida; Solanales; Convolvulaceae
Source: the annotation of a GenBank genome assembly
AACGCACGCGUGAUGUGAAGUGCAUCAUCCUGGCCAGCAUGAUCCCAGAGCGCCAAAGGCUCCAAAAGGACAUGGAAGCGCGCCCCAUGAUGCAGCGCUUGAAAGACAUUUACCAAGGUCAGGCUAGGCAUGAACGCUUCAAGAUCUCUAAAACUCUGUUUUCCAACAAGCUGGCAUCGGGAUCUCUAAUUGGCCCGCUCGUUCUCAAGCUAAUCGGCAUGAUUGAAAUGCUUGAAAAACGGGAGGCACCCUUGCACCCAUUGCUAGCAACUGAUCUCAUUUUGGGAGCAUUACCAGUAGAGUAUGGUCAAAUUGUCAUGAAUUUCUAUAUGAACAUACUCGACAUGACCUUAGCUGAGCUGUUGAGAUUCCUUACCAGCGCUAAGGAGAGUCUUGGGAGAAGAAAGGCAAAGAAAGUCCUAAUGGUGGAGGACAGUGCACAGGCAACGAGAGGUGGGUCACGUCCGCCGGCCGGGAAAAGAGAAAGGCCACUAGAGGCGCAACUGCGCAAAGCUUAUGACAGACAGGAAAGCGGGCAAACAGCUCGUCACCUCAGAAAAAUUACAAAGGCUCCAUUGCCUGGUCACGGUGAAAGGGUGAGUGAUGUAUUGGGCCUCAUACACUCUGAUGUGUGUGGCCCAAUCAACAGUGAAGCUAGAGGUGGUUUCUCAUACUUCGUCACAUUUACUGACGACCUCAGUCGGUAUGGAUACGUGUAUCUUUUAAGACACAAAUCAGAAUUCUUUGACAAGUUCAAAGAAUCCAGAAAUGAAGCGGGUUUUAGCGCCGGUCGGCUAGGCCAUGGUUUUGAACUAGCCAUCUACCCAGCGAUGGUAGAUAUCACCCAUGCAUGGGAAAGUGAUCCCGGGAUUCCAGAAUCAUUUCACCCAGCGAUGGGAGAUAUUACCCAUCGAUGGGGAAGCUUGUUUCNUAAAACUUAUGAAUCCACUAUUCUUAAACCUUCUCUUGACAAGAGUCCCGGUCUCGCUCUCAAAGCCUCAUCCUCAAAAAGGGUAGAGGUAAGUGACUCCGAUAGCGAUGACCAUAAUCCUUCUUAUAACUUGCUCGAGAAGUUCCAAGAGUUUUUGAAGGAAGAACUUGGGUCCCGAGAUUGUAAAAGAAAGGGGGAACCCGUUCCAACGUGCUUUGGUUGUGGAGAACAUGGCCACAUAAAGCCAUAUUGCCCAAACCGCAAGGAAAAGAAAAAGAAGGAACGAGCAUACAUGGCAUGGGAUUCAGAAAGUUCUGGUGACGAAACUGCCACCUUAUGUCUUAUGGCUCAUGAACGAAAUGGAGAGCCUUUAGCCCAAUUGAAUUCCAGAACCAUGCCAAACAGCGAUGGGAAGCUCUACCCAUCGAUGGGCAAGCCUUGGUCCAACAUUAUCACAAGGCAGAAUGCCCUUACCCUGCGAUGGGAAGCUUUACCCAUUGAUGGGAACCCAGCAAUGGGAGGGCAUACCCAUCGCUGGUUAGGCAUGAUCGUUGUGAGUCAUUUAAGGCUGAUUCUUUCCUUGUUUGAAAGUCAACCUCCCACCGAGCGAUGAGAAGCAUUUACACAUCGAUGGGUAGGUGAUCGUUGGUUUUAAAACUGAAGGGAAGCAAAUAUCCAGCAGAUUCCAAAUUUAUUCAAUCCCAUAAAUCAAAGCCAAUCACCCCUUUAAUGUAUUGGUCCGUUGGAGCCUACUUUGGCACUAUAAAAAGGGGUGUUUGGG